Messenger RNA from Cololabis saira (Pacific saury), 5327 nucleotides. RefSeq names its product protein NLRC3-like. The coding region runs from base 88 to 2688 and encodes 866 amino acids. Gene Ontology annotation, molecular function: protein binding. Lineage: Eukaryota; Metazoa; Chordata; Actinopteri; Beloniformes; Belonidae. The transcript is spliced from 8 exons. The record is from RefSeq and is a predicted model, not a curated record.
AUUGCUUCUGAUUUCAGCAGAUGAAGCUGCGACGCAGUUGGAGCAGCUGAUUCAAAGAUGGUGGGUGUUUGUGGUUCAUGUCUCUGAAUGACUGAAGUCCAGAAGAUGGAUGAUUGUGUGGAGGAAGAGGAGGAGAGACCAGAGUCUCCAGGAUCCAUCAGUGUCUCUAUGAAGAGUGACUGGUCCAGAGAUAAACCUCCAUACUUCAGUAAAGAACUUGGACCUUCAGACACAAAAAGCAAGAACUUUCCGGCCAUCCGGUCCUUGAUGUCCCUAUCGUUUGGACGUCGGUUCUUCAGACGGAGCUCUGACCAGUCGGCUUCAAAAAAUCUGGGAUCCAGAGCAAGCUCUCCACAAGCAGAUGCUGGUCUGCAGCAGGUCCUAGAUGAACAUAAGACCAGUCUGAGGAGCAGAUGUGAACAUGUGACUGAAGGAACUGAUGAACCAGGAAGUAGAACCCCCCUCAACAGGAUCUACACGGAGCUCUUCAUCACAGAGGGACUGAGUGGAGAGGUUGAUACCCGACAUGAGGUGAGGCAGCUGGAGACAGCUUCCAGGAUGAAGAGCCUCCAUGACGCUCCAAUCAGGUGCCAGGACAUCUUUAAAGCCUUACCUGACCAACGUGGAGCCAUCAGAGUGGUUCUGACCAACGGCGUCGCUGGCGCUGGGAAAACCUUCUCGGUUCAGAAGUUCUCUCUGGACUGGGCCGGGGGCUGGGAGAACCAAGACGUCACCGUGGUGAUUCUGCUCUCGUUCAGGGAGCUGCACCUGAUCGGAGAUAAGAAGCUCAGUCUUCUCAGGCUGAUCCAGGUUUUCCAUCCAUCGUUCCAGAAGCUCACAGCAGAGCAGCUGGCUGCCGGGAAACCGUUGUUCAUCUUUGACGGCCUGGAUGAAAGCAGACGUUCCCUGGACUUCAACAACGGUCCGGUCGUGUCUGACGUCACACAGAGCUCAUCGGUCAACGUGCUGCUGACCAACCUCAUCCAGGGGAACCUGCUUCCCUCAGCUCUCAUCUGGAUCACCUCCAGACCUGCAGCAGCCAAUCAGAUCCCUCACAAACACGUGGACAGGCUGACAGAAGUACGAGGCUUCACCGACGGCCAGAAGGAGGAAUACUUCAGGAGGAGGUUCAGGGAUGAAGAACGGUCCAGCAGCAUCGUCUCCCACAUGAAGACAUCCAGAACCCUCCACAUCAUGUGUAAACUCCCGGUCUUCUGCUGGAUCACUGCUACAGUUCUGGACCACAUGUUGACCACAGAGCAGAGAGGAGAGCUGCCCAAGACCCUGACUGACAUGUUCUCCCACUUCCUGCUGGUCCAGACCAAGAGGAAGAGGAACAAGUACCAGGAGGGACGUGAGACGAGUCCACAGGAGCUGACGGAGACUGACAGGGACCUUCUCCUGAAGCUGGGGAGGCUGGCGUUUGAACAUCUGGAGAAAGGAAACAUCAUGUUCUACCAAGAAGACCUGGAGCAGUGUGGUCUUGAUGUCCCAGAGGCCUCGGUGUACUCGGGAGUUUGUACCCAGAUCUUCAGGAGAGAGUGUGAGGUCUUCCAGAAACCCGUCUACUGCUUUGUUCAUUUGAGCAUCCAGGAGUUCCUGGCUGCAGUCUACCUGCUCCACUGUUGGUCCACCGGAAACACAGAUGUGCUGAAGAACUUCCUGGGAGGAGACUACACAUACUCAUCUCUGGAUAAAUUCCUGGAGAGAGUCAUGAAGAAAUCCCUGGAGAGUAAAAAUGGCCACCUGGACCUGUUUGUCCGCUUCCUUCAUGGUCUUUGUGUGGAGUCCAACCAGAGACUGUUAGGAGGUCUGCUGAACCAGACGGAGAACGAUCCAGGAACCAUCCAGAGAGUCAUCAACAACCUGAAGGAGAUGAACACUGAUGAAAUCUCUCCUGACAGAAGCAUCAACAUCUUCCAGUGUCUGGUGGAGAUGAACGACCUCUCAGUUCAUCAGAGGAUCCAAGAGUUCCUGAAGUCAGAGAACAGAUCAGAGCAGGAACUCUCUGAGAUCCAGUGUUCAGCUCUGGCCUACAUGCUGCAGAUGUCGGAGGAGGUUCUGGAUGAGUUGGACAUGGAGAAGUACAAGACAACAACAUGGAGGGGUCGACAGAGACUGAUUCCAGCUGUGAGGAACUGCAGAAAGGCUCUAUUUGUUAAUUGUUAUCUCUCAGAGACUCAGUGUGAAGUUGUUGCGUCCGCUCUGAAGUCCAACCCCUCCCAUCUGACACAACUGGACCUGAGUGGGAACUACCUGCAGGAUUCAGGAGUGAAGGUUCUGUCUGGUGGACUGGAGAGUCCAAACUGUAGACUGGAGACUCUGAGGUUGAGGAACUGCAGUCUGUCAGAGAUCAGCUGUUCUUCUCUGGUCUCAGCUCUGAAGUCCAACCCCUCCCAUCUGAAACAUCUGGGCCUGAGUAACAACUACAACCUGCAGGAUUCAGGAGUGAAACAUCUGAGUGGAUUUCUGGAGAGUCCAGACUGCAGACUGGAGACUCUGAGGUUGGUGGGCUGCGGUCUGUCAGAGAUCAGCUGUUCUUCUCUGGUCUCAGCUCUGAAGUCCAACCCCUUCCAUCUGAAACUUCUGGACCUGAGGGGGAACGACCUGCAGGCUGCAGAUGUGAAGCAGCUUUCUGAUCUGGUGGACAGUCCAGACUACAAGCUGCAGGAUCUCAGGUGGAGAUGAUUAGAGCGUCCAGGACGGAUGAGUCGUGUCCUGAUCGUCCUCAGAGUUGAAGCAGAACCAGUUUGUCUGGACAGACUCUGACUGGACCGUGAUGAUGAUGAUGAAGAUGAAGAUGUACAUAGUUUCUGAAUUCCAGAGUUUCACAAACUUCUCAUAUAUUCAUUUAUUUCAUGUUAAGUCAAAAAGUCUUUAUUGUUAUUAUAUUAUUGUUAAAAAACAGUACAUCAAAAUGUAGCCUUUAAUUUGAACUUGAGUUUUGUUCAACAAGCAAGCACUUUGUCUAAAGUCUGGAUGAGUUCUAGUUUGGAGGUUUCUACUACUAAUGUAGUGAUGGAUAAAUGUCUGCGCUGCCGCGGCGGAGCUGCUCAGCAAAACAGCCGUCUCCUCCACCGAGUCACAUGACUCCCCCGGUGUUUUCUUUUUUAUUACAUGUUUCCGUUUCAUUCCAAGUUUUCCUUUUGUUGUUGUCGUGUUUUCAGCUCGUCAGGUUUUUAAAGUUUCUCUCCGCGUCACUGAUGAAGAGAGAGAGUGAAGAGAUCCGUGGAAAUAACGUUUGUUCAUGAAACACAAAACACAAAUGAACUUGACUUGGUCAAUGAAUGUUCCUCAGUUUGUUCCAGUAAAUAUUGUAAAUGUUUUCUGGAUAUUAAGAUGAUUGUUAACACUUCAAAGAAAAUCUAAAAUCUUCAGUAAAACUUGGAUCUUUUCUCUUGUUCAGUUUACUGUGGUUAAUAAGUGUUUGUCUGUGAUUAGUCUCAGUACCAGGAGCAGCACCGACCAUGACUAGGAACUUUUUACUCUCUUGUUCACCAUCAGCACAAAUCUGACUUUUAUUUCAAUAAAGAACCCAAAAAAGUUUAAGCCAACAUUGAUGAACUGAAUUGAAUUAAAACACAUCAGAAUCAGAAAUCAGAUUUAUUGGCCAAUUUUGAACUUUGCCCAACAAGGAAUUUGACUCCAGUUAUUUCACUCCCUGUACCCAGAUUUAAAAAUAGAAAACAGUAAAUAAACAAAUGUGGCACUUAUGAACAUAUAUACAAUUAAUAAACUGAAAGGUGCAGCAGUGUGAUGUAGAUAUGAUUAUUGGAAGGUGCAUUGUUACAGCAUAUGAUAGUGUUACUAUAAUUACUGUUAUUUUUAGGGCCCAAGCACUGACAGUGUGAAAGCCUGAUUGUAUCUGUAGGAUUAUUUUUUUCCUCGUUUUUCGACGAAAUGAGGGCCUUUUUUCCCCUAAACGUGCCCCAUAAGUCACCAAAUUUUGCACCAAGCCAGACCUGGUGAUAAAUGUGAUAUUUAAUGGUUUACAUUAAUGGGCGUGGCCUAACGGCUCAACAGCGCCCCCUCAAGCCUUUGUGCCUCAAGCCCCACAAUACGGUUUGACGUACAUGCACGAAAAUCGCUACACACCUGUAUCAUGUCACAACUUAAAGAAAAGUCUCUUGGCGCCAUGGCCCAAACCCAACAGGAAGUCGGUAAUUUUGGCGCAGUUUAUGCCAUUUCUUCAGCCGUUAAUACGGCCCGAACCGUAACAUGCACCCAGGUGUGUUAUACAUUAAAAUGUGCGUCUCGAUGCUGCGAUGAUGCGCAUUACUUUUCUCAGUCAAGAGCGUUACCGUGACGAUGAUUAUCUUCAUCUGAUUGGUCUAUAUUUGAUGUUCUCAAUUUUCUGCCAUAACUUGUGAAUGGUUUGACUUAGAGAGUCAUGGUGGUGUCAUCGGACUCGGGUUUGAGUCCUUGACCUUCAUGGGUGAUAAUUACACAUGCGAGGGCCCGUUCAUCGCUGCUUGCAGCUUUAAUUUCAUUUGUUUCAGGACUGUACUUGUCUAACCUCUUUGAAAGGUUAAAACACACUCUGAUCAAACACUGGGGACGUCAUUACAUUCAACGAUUUAAUUGGGAGCGAAUGUUCUGGUUCGGUACAGGCAUUAGAAAUAAAAAGAUCAACACCAACCUGCUUGACUUUGUAUUAAGCCAUGCCAGAUUAGUGGUCAAACUCAGGAGAAUAUCUGCUCAUUUUGAAGGGAGGAUGGUGGAUGUGUGGCUAAAAUUUUAGAUUUGUUUUGAAAAAGGAUCUAUAUCUGAUUCUGAAACAUGACCCGAAAUGAAAAAAUGAGUUCAUUGAUAUGUUUGUUGAAGGGAAUACUUUAGUUGAAGUAACGGCAGGAGACAGGCUGAUGCUCCAUUUCUAAUUUUGCUUCGGGAUCUGCUAACAGUAUUAGAAUCUGCCUUUUUUCACUUUGGAAGUAUUUUAUAGUUUCUGCUUUGAACAUGACUGUGUGCAGAUGGAAAUUUACUUGGAGAUUUGAAAGUUAUAUGGCUUGUUUUUUUUUACUUUGAAAAGUAAUGUCUUGAUUGUGACGGAGAUCAAAGAAUGGAAUGCAAGAAAAGUUUUUAAUAUAAAGUAUUUUUUUCAUAAUAAAAGAUUUUAAAAAAAUGCGCCCGAUCUCGUCUGAUCUCAGAAGCUAAGCAGGGUCGGGCCUGGUUAGAACUUGGAUGGGAGACCGCCUGGGAAUACCAGGUGCUGUAAGCUUUUUCAACCAGCAGAGAGCGCUAGAGCUCAAUCUACCCACACAUGUUUCAACGUGGUAACAGCGACCACUCACAUGUAAAGUUCACCUUUAUUGUUUCAUCAUAAAAAG